Messenger RNA from Dunckerocampus dactyliophorus (ringed pipefish), 2457 nucleotides. RefSeq names its product ataxin 7-like 1 (gene atxn7l1). The transcript is spliced from 13 exons. The record is from RefSeq and is a predicted model, not a curated record. Bases 205 to 2328 code for a protein of 707 amino acids. Lineage: Eukaryota; Metazoa; Chordata; Actinopteri; Syngnathiformes; Syngnathidae.
CACUGGUUCGCCAAAUACCAAGUCCGGAUAGCUUCCUUUUCCAGCCUUGGUCUUCAUUCGUCAGUGCGGCUGAAUUGCGUCUUGUUGACGACUUGGAGAACUGCCACGGAGAGCUUUGUGGUGAAGUAGUGAAGCUCGGCGAAGAAGGGAUGCUCCACCGACUUCUGUUUCCCUCACUGCAGGACUUUCAUCUCGUUGUCUGCCAUGUCUGCAAUCAGGUGGUCACUCCUCAGGGCAUCCUCGCACACUACGUUGGGGUUUAGUUUCCCAGUGAAACAGAGCAAGAAUCCUGGACCACAACCCCCCUCCAUCCCCUCCCCACUUUGCUCCCACAAAGACAUGCAUAGCAAGAACCAGAGGCGCCACGGCUCUCCCGUGCCUUCCAGGAGCCCGCUGGUCCUCAUGAAGGCCAAGGCGCCAGCAGCGGCCCCAGCCGUGGCAAGCGGCCCCACGGACGCCCUGGCCUUUCGGAUCCCUAAAGACUACCCUCACUCCCGGUUCAGCAAGGCGCCACUGGCUGUGUAUCCUCCUAAGGGGGCACGGAACAAGACAUGUGUAUCCCUUCCAGUGGUCAGCUUGGAGAAGAUGCCCUGCCUCAGCCGAACCGACUCACAAGUCCGCCUUACCACCUCUCCUUCCUCCUCUUUGUCCCCUCUCAAACACCCUCCGCUCACUUCCCCAGCCGCCCAUCGUUCCUGCGACAAACUAAUGAACGGCCCGCGCUCCUCCGUAUCACCGUCCUCCCUGGAUGGGCGGCCCGGCCCGGCGUGCUCUCCUCUGAACAGACGGCCGUCACAGUCACCUUCCCCCUCGCCGCUGGACAGGAAACCCUCCCCCGCUCCUUCGCCAUCUCAGCGGCCGGCCUCCUUACUGUCAUCACCUAUGGAGAAGAAGAACCAAAAUGGAGUCAAGGCUUCCUCCCGGUCGCAUAAGAGACUCUCAGGGAGAGUAUUUGACCCCAACAAGCACUGUGGCGUCCAGGACCCUGAGACCAAACAGCUGUGCACACGCUCCCUCACCUGCAAGACUCACUCCUUAACCCACCGCCGAGCCGUGCCGGGUCGAAGGAAACAUUUCGACAUCCUCCUGGCCGAGCACAGGGGCAGGACCAAGGAGAAGGAGGGGGCAAAGGAGAAAGACAAGGAAGGGAAGGACAUCUGCAGCCCGAGUGCAGAGUCGCAAGAGGCUGCGUGUCCUCGGAAGCCUCACUGCCCAAAUGGACGACCCCUAUCCACUCUGAAACUAAGGCUGGCAAACGCACACAUUCCUAGGGUUCCAGGCAUCUCCGCCUCUACUCCUCAGCCUCAGACACCGGCACCCCUGCCUGCCCCUGCCUCCAAUCCGGACCCCCCGCCCCACCCUUGGACGGCAACGGCAGGUGGAGACUGCGGUCGGCUCUCCAGCGACGAGGCAGAGGCAGAGACUCCGGAGGAUGCUGACAAACCGCCUGCCUUUCACUUCUCUAAUGUCCACCCUCAGCCUUCAGGGUUCUGCAUAUUCAGCAGCAGGCUCAUGGGACGAGGCCACUAUGUGUUUGAUAGGCGAUGGGACAGGAUGAGGCUGGCGCUCCAGAACAUGGUGGAGAAACACCUCAAUGCACAAAUGUGGAGAAAGGUUCCACUUGCAGCCGAGAGCCUCCCCUCCCACUCCCCCUCUGAUGCCUCCUCUGGCGCUUCACAGCAGGCUCACCCUCCCUCGCCAACACCCGACGCUUGUCCUUUUUUAACGUCCUCGUCCGGUUCCGUCUCCUGCAGUAUUUCUCAACCCGCACCUGCAGGCUUUACCUUUAGAGAUGCUCACGUUUCCACGCUGGGAGUGUCCCGACACGGCACGCACAAGGCCGGUCGCCUACCCAAAGAGAGAGAGGACUCUAUAGCGGGGACUGACAUAAGAAAAAACUCUUCCUGCUCCUUUCCAACCGUGGACACUCACAAGAGGAAUGGAAGCAGCUAUCAUCCGACACUGCAAAAGUCAGGGGGGCCUGCUGCCACCCUGGCAAGGAAGAAGGGACAUGGUCCUGAGGGAAACGGACUUUGGAGCUACAGUGACCAUUGGUUAACAAGAACGGAGGGGUCCCACAGCCGUAACAGUCGCGACCUCGCCAACAGCAGAAAGUCCUAUCUGUCCAGCAGGGAGCCAUGUCCCGCCUCCAGCCGACCUCCUUCCUCCUCCGGACCUCUGACGUAUGGGCGCAAAGCAGAGGGGAGGAAGAGGACGAGCACCAGCUCGAACGACGGGAAGGCCGGCAACAAGCUGAGCCGGCUGGACGGCUUCUUUGGGAAUGGGAGCGACACGGAAUCCCAAAGACAGGCCAAGUUGCAUCACUGACGCCUGUUGCGUAGAUUGUCAGAGCAGCUGUACGCCAUGCCUGCCGUAUGUGACCUUUGACCUCACCACUUUCCACCCACCUACUGACUGCGUCGUCUGGGAAAUGUCCCCCCCCCCCGUUUAUUCUCC